CUGGGAGCGGAGUUUCGGUUUCGGUUUGUGAAAGUGGGGGAAACACUUUCGUAUUAGUUUCAGGUUUUCUUUCGGAGUUUUUGUUCAAAAUCAAAAUGGCUAAAAGGAUACUGGUAAUCCUUGGAUGCCUAGCCUUGGUCUCUUACGCCCUCGCAAUGCCAGCGAAGGCAAAAGAAGAAGUAGAAGAAAAAUAUGAUGAUGAGGAGGAAGAGUUAGAAGCAGAAGAAGAUUCGGAUUUAGUCCCAGAAGGAGGUUCCCACCUCGGGAGAUACUUGGGGAGCAGAGACAAAGAUUAUGCAGAAUACCAUGGAGAAGAAGAGGCUUACGAAAAUGGAGAAAAACACGCCAAAGCACACAAGGCCGGCGGUGUCCACAGUCAUUACGAGGAUCAAAAACAAGGGGGUUAUAAAAACCACAAGGUAGAGAGUGGUGCCCAUGGCAAGCACAAUAAGGAAGGCCAUGAAGAGUAUGACCACCGCGACGAGCAAGGCGGACAUCAAAGCUUCAAGAAAGAGGGUGAAGUGUACGACAAGCACGGAAGUGAUCACAAAGGGAAACUCGAAAAGAACCAGCACGUGAAAGGCCUCGAAGAAAUUGAAAAGCACGGAGGACAUGGACAAGCUGGAGCCAAAGUUGGUACCGAAUUCGUCAAAGACAAAGGACACAAAAGCCACGGAUUCAAGAACGUUUAUCACAAAGAGGAAUAUGGUGAGCACAAAACUUUCCACGACGAACAUCGUGAGACCGACCACAAGAAGAAGUACCAUGACGAACAUCAAGAUUACAAUCACCAAGGAGGAAAGCACUUGAAACAACACACCAACAAGGGACAAUAUGACGAAAACAAGCACGGCAGCGACUUUCACAAGUUUGGCAAAGCUGGACAAGAAAGCCACAGGGAAGGAGGUUACAAGAAGGGUGGAAACCAUCAUGCCGUCGGAGAUGGAUUUAAACAGGCAAGUGGCAAGCAACACAACGAAGGGUACGCACAGGGUCAUCACUCAGAAGGCAAGAAAGUCUAUCAACAAGGACAGCACGAUGCCGGUAGACAGCAAAAAGCCCACCAUGAAGCGGCAAAAAGACACAGAGGAUAUGGUGUCCACGGUAAAGCUGGUGCUUAUGAGGGAGAUCGGGGAUAUUACGUUGCUGGCCACGUCGCUGAUGGCCACAUCGCUGAUGGCCAUAUUGCUGAUGGCUAUUCCGGAGGAUAUGAAGACGUAGGUGAUGGUCGCCAUAUCUACUUCAGAAGAGGUUAA
This is a messenger RNA of Uloborus diversus, 1256 nucleotides long. RefSeq names its product filaggrin-like. The record is from RefSeq and is a predicted model, not a curated record. Bases 96 to 1256 code for a protein of 386 amino acids. NCBI's taxonomy places the organism in Eukaryota, Metazoa, Arthropoda, Arachnida, Araneae, Uloboridae. The transcript is spliced from 4 exons.